Molecule: messenger RNA, 1032 nt
Organism: Colletotrichum acutatum
Lineage: Eukaryota; Fungi; Ascomycota; Sordariomycetes; Glomerellales; Glomerellaceae
Exons: 2
Coding region: 1-1032 (343 amino acids)
Source: RefSeq, a predicted model, not a curated record
AUGCCGUUAAAAUCCAGGGUCACUCUUUUCCUAGGCUCGUUGCUGUUAGCCAGUUCUCAACUAGGAAUACUCGCUGAACCAUCACCAGGCAACAUUCAAAAAUGGGCAGCAUGGACAACCAGGUACAACGACAAACAUGUUGUUCUAGCAGAGUCGCCGCCUCCUCCUGGCCCGCCCGGUCCAUCUGUCAUUCCAAUUCCGGCGCCAACUCCAUCAGUUACUCAGACAUCCACUCCGCCUCAGACAACCAAGAGCGAAAAGUCAUUCAACCCAUCCGACGUGCCCACAAUAUGGCCCUCCUCCACAGCCGCAGCACAGAAACCGGGAGGAGCAGCUUGCACCGAAGACAGCCAAUGCAACCUCCCAAACCAGUGUGGUCGCGACCAGACUCCAGCCUGUGACAAAGUCGCGCAGGUCUGCAAGUGCCUAGCCGUGCCCACGCUUGCGCCUGGACCGACUUCCGCCACAACGACGCCGACCGAGAACACCAGCAAAGCGCCGUACCCUAUCGUCACGCAGUGGAUAAAGGAUAUGGAGAUCAAGGUCGGCGAGCAGAAAUGCAACGACAAGGCCUCGUUCGGCGAGGAGCUAAUCAGCGGUAUCGAUAUCUUGAUGGACAUCAGGAAGAUUUGCGGGGCGUUGAAUGAGAAGAGACUACGGAUAUCGCCAGAUAGCGGGGAAUAUAAAUCCAACGGGCUGGGCACAAACGGUUCGAAACAUCAUUUUACAAUUUCUUGGAUAGAGGGUUGCACGUUCCCGAGCCAGGACAGGACAAAGUAUGGCACGAGGGCCUUUGAUCCAAGGGAGACGGGGGAGGAGAUUGAUGGGAUGAAUCGGUGCGAGUACAUGCUGAAUUGGAACUGGAAAGAGUGCGAUAAAGCCAAUGGUGGCAAAGGAGGAUAUCGAGAUAUAGGCUGCUUGCGAUACGCCACGGGACCGGGAGAGGAGGGUACCAAGGGAACGGGUGACGGCGUCAAGGAGAGGCUAAAGGAACUGGCUAGAGACCUGGGACCGUGGGAAACGAUUUUCUAA